Alternaria incomplexa is the source of this 543-nucleotide messenger RNA. RefSeq lists its product as uncharacterized. Bases 1 to 543 code for a protein of 180 amino acids. Gene Ontology annotation, biological process: mRNA splicing, via spliceosome. The record is from RefSeq and is a predicted model, not a curated record. The transcript has a single exon. NCBI's taxonomy places the organism in Eukaryota, Fungi, Ascomycota, Dothideomycetes, Pleosporales, Pleosporaceae.
AUGGCCGAACGCAAGACUGUCCAGAAGUACUAUCCCGCCGACUUUGACCCAGCAAAGAUAGUGCGCUCAAAGAAAUCCUCAAUUCCCACACGCACCGUCGUAAACUUCGCCUGCCCCUUCCGCAGCAUGCGCUGCCUCUCCUGCGGCCACUACACCACCAAGGGCAAAAUCUUCCGCAACAGCCCCAAACACAUCUCGCCGGAAAGCUACCUCGGCGUGAAGAUCGUUACUCUGCACUGCAAGUGUCCUGGCUGCGGCGCGGAAAUCGUUAUUGAGACUGAUCCUAAGGAUAUGGACUACAAAAUCGUGAGCGGGGCAAAGAGACAAUACGAAGCGUGGAGGGAUGAUGAGCGUGCCGGGGAUACCGAGGAGCAGCGUUUGGAGAGGCUUGAAGCUGAGGGACUUGAAGAAGGCGACGAGAAAGCGACGUUGGAGACGCUGGAAAGGAAGAUUGAGGAUGCGAAGGUUGAGGUUGCUGUUGCGGAUGCGUUGGAUGAGAUUAGAGCGGCGAAUGCACGGAGGGAGGGCGUUGAUAAGGGUUGA